GGCCGCCAUCUUGUUUGUGGCCCCGCUCCGUGCGCGCUCCGUUCUCCGUGACGCACGCUUCCCCCUCCCCUCCGCUGUGCCCGGGCCUCUGCAUUGCCCGACGCCGCAGGAGCGCGGGGGCGGCUUUUGGUCUUCAGUGGACUCAGCUGUAGAGGCUAGAGGCGUUUGUCGAAAUGUCCACAGAAGGAGGAUUUGGUGGUACUAGCAGCAGUGAUGCCCAGCAAAGCCUGCAGUCCUUCUGGCCUCGUGUCAUGGAAGAAAUCCGGAAUUUAACAGUGAAAGAUUUCCGAGUACAAGAACUCCCACUUGCUCGUAUUAAGAAGAUUAUGAAACUGGAUGAAGAUGUGAAGAUGAUCAGUGCAGAAGCUCCUGUGCUCUUUGCCAAGGCAGCCCAGAUUUUUAUCACAGAGCUGACUCUUCGAGCCUGGAUCCACACAGAGGAUAACAAGCGCCGUACCCUUCAGAGGAAUGAUAUCGCCAUGGCAAUAACAAAAUUUGAUCAGUUUGACUUUCUCAUCGAUAUUGUUCCAAGAGAUGAACUGAAACCUCCAAAGCGUCAGGAGGAGGUGCGCCAGUCUGUGACUCCUGCUGAGCCCGUCCAGUACUACUUCACGCUGGCUCAGCAGCCCACUGCCGUCCAAGUCCAGGGGCAGCAACAAGGCCAGCAGACCACCAGCUCCACAACCACCAUCCAGCCUGGGCAGAUCAUCAUUGCACAGCCUCAGCAGGGCCAGACCACACCCGUGACAAUGCAGGUUGGAGAAGGCCAACAGGUACAGAUUGUCCAGGCCCAGCCACAGGGUCAAGCCCAGCAGGCCCAGAGUGGCACUGGACAAACCAUGCAGGUGAUGCAGCAGAUCAUCACUAACACAGGAGAGAUCCAGCAGAUCCCGGUACAGCUGAAUGCCGGCCAGCUUCAGUAUAUCCGCUUAGCCCAGCCUGUAUCAGGCACCCAAGUUGUGCAGGGACAGAUCCAGACGCUUGCCACGAAUGCCCAACAGAUCACACAGACAGAGGUCCAGCAAGGACAGCAGCAAUUCAGCCAGUUCACAGAUGGACAGCAGCUCUACCAGAUCCAGCAAGUCACCAUGCCUGCAGGCCAGGACCUCGCCCAGCCCAUGUUCAUCCAGUCAGCCAACCAGCCCUCUGAAGGACAGGCCCCUCAGGUGACCGGUGACUGAGGGCCUGAGUGGGCAAGGCCAAGGACACCCAACAUAAUUUUUGCCAUACAGCCCCAGGCGAUGGGCACAGCCUCCCUUCCCAGAGGACCCUGACGACCUCAGCACCUCCUGCAGGCUAGGACACUGAUGCACUACACCCUAUGCCUGGGGACCGAGAUUCUCCAACAGAAAGAUGGAAUAUUUUUAAUUUCCUAUUUUCCCCCCAAGGAAUUAAUAAUUCAUUAUGUUGAUCUGUGUGUCCAAUGCUAUGAAAUGAGAAUAUUAAAUAACGUAUUUAUGGCAUUUUCUUGAAGUGUGUAGUUAGAGAAAUACUUUUUCUUUUUCUUUCUUUUUUUGGUUCUCAUUGCCACUUCUCUUAGGAGCAGAUCUUCCUAGGGGUGCAUGAGAUUUUCUGACUCUUGGAACAGCUGCUGCCCCAAGAUUUGCCACCAUGUUCUGCCCUCAGACUGAACUAGUGAAUGUGUUAGCUUCUUUUUUUACUAGUUCAAUUCCCACCCCCAAGCUCACCCCUGAGCUUGCAUCCAGAGGCCACGGAAACAUUCCUUGUGCUUAGGAGAUGAACUCAUUCCCCACGGAGAGUAGAUGGUUUCAUCCCCACAGCCUUCUCUCCCAGGGACCCAAGGAGAUUAGAACUUUGUGCAUUUUGCCCCCUCUCAAUUUCACUUUUUAAACACAUUAAAAAUUGUGCUAGUCUCCUUUUCUGCAUGGACUUCAAACUGCAUGAAAUGCAAUAAACCUCAUUUUUGAUACUCUA
This is a messenger RNA of Heterocephalus glaber (naked mole-rat), 1935 nucleotides long. RefSeq names its product nuclear transcription factor Y subunit gamma (gene Nfyc). Lineage: Eukaryota; Metazoa; Chordata; Mammalia; Rodentia; Bathyergidae. The record is from RefSeq and is a predicted model, not a curated record. Gene Ontology annotation, biological process: regulation of transcription by RNA polymerase II. Gene Ontology annotation, cellular component: nucleus; CCAAT-binding factor complex. Gene Ontology annotation, molecular function: RNA polymerase II cis-regulatory region sequence-specific DNA binding; DNA-binding transcription activator activity, RNA polymerase II-specific; protein heterodimerization activity.